AUGCUUGAUGAACAAGAACUUGUCAACUAUAAUGAAACAAAUAAUGCAUCACAAAUAGAAAAUAAAAAUGAUGUAACAUCGUUAGAAAGUGAAACAGCAAUAAAUUCACAAAUAUCAAUAGCAACACGUAGUUUUAAAGAUUAUCUUUUUAAACCUGAAUUACUUCGUGCUGUUAUGAAUUGUGGUUUUGAACAUCCAUCAGAAGUUCAACAAAAAUUUAUUCCACAAGCUAUUCUUGGUACAGAUAUUCUAUUCCAAGCUAAAUCGGGUAUGGGUAAAACGUCAGCUUUUGUACUUGCAACACUUCAACAACUGAAACCUAUUGAUGGACAAAUAUCUAUAAUCGUCAUUUGUCAUACACGUGAAUUGACAUGUAGUAUAGGUCGUGAAUAUGAACGUUUUUGCAGGUAUAUGCCAUCUGUGAAAGUCUCCACGUUUUUUGGUGGUGUACCAAUAACAAAUCAUGAGGAUGUUUUAAAAAAUAAUUGUCCACAUAUUGUUCUUGGAACACCUGGUAGAAUUUUAGCUUUAAUAAAGAAGGAAGUACUUAAUUUAUGUUAUAUCAAACAUUUCAUCCUUGAUUCAUGUGAUUAUUUACUUGAAUCAUUUGAUAUGCGUCGAGAUGUUCAAGAAAUAUUUAAAAUGACACCACAUGAAAAACAAGUAUUGAUGUGUAGUACAAAAUUAAGCAAAGAAAUGCGAACAAUAUGUAAGAAAUUUAUGCACAAUCCAUUGGAAAUUUAUAUGGAUGAUGAAAUUAAAUUGACAAACCAUGAUCUUCGUCAAUAUUAUAUAAAAUUACAUGAAAAUGAGAAAACUCAAAAAUUAGCUAAUUUACUUGAUAAAUUAGAAUUUACACAAUUAAUUAUUUUUGUUAAAUCCGUAUCACGUUGUAUUGAUUUAUGUAAAUUAUUAAUUGAACAAAACUUUCCUGCUAUUGGAAUUCAUAGUGGAAUGGCACAAGAAGAACGUUUAGCACGCUAUAAACAAUUUAACGACUUUCAAACACGUAUUCUUAUUACAACAGAUCUAUUUGGACAUGAUAUUAUAAAUAUUGAACGUGUUAAUAUUAUAUUGCAUUAUGAUAUGCCAGAAGAUAUUGAGACUUAUCUUCAUCGAAUUACUCGUGCUGGUCAUUUUGGCAGAAAAUGUUUGGUAUUAACAUUUGUUACAAAUGAAAAUGAUACAGCAAUUCUUAAUAAAGUUCAAAGUCGUUUCGAAGUACAAAUUACUGAAAUGAUGAAUGAACUUGAAAUUACUACACACAUCGAAAAUCGUUAA
Molecule: messenger RNA, 1281 nt
Organism: Adineta steineri
Lineage: Eukaryota; Metazoa; Rotifera; Eurotatoria; Adinetida; Adinetidae
Source: the annotation of a GenBank genome assembly